AUUAGUACAUUUCUUUUGUAUCUAUUGGAAAAUAUUCAAAAUAAAACAUAUGAGACCCUUUCCGUUUAUAGAAAACCUUGUCCUUGGAAAGGGGCACUUCUCGCUAUUCAAUCAUACCGAUUUGACGGAAUCAUUAUUAAUUCAACCAUUAUGAUAAAUGACUUGAAGAAAAUUGCUGUGCCGGUGCCCAGCCUAUAAAACGCGCACAUACCUCGUGACUGGGAACCAGCGACAAAUCGGUAUAAUGCAUGCUGGGCAGCACGAGUUUGUACGGUCUUUUGUGCACGGGACGUUGAGGUGAGUAGAUGUGUUUAUGUGCCUAUGUCCCAAUGUGAGUAUUGUGUGAGGAAUUGUGAGCCUGUAUAUUUUAUAUGGUAUUGUAUUGUAUAUGUGUGUCUGUAACUGUGAGCCUGUAACUGUGAACCUGUGCGUGUAACCCUGAGUACGUUAGUAGUUCCAGGGGGUUAAGCCUGUGCAUGUUAGCCAGUGUCUAGCUGUGAGCCUGUGUGUAUUGUAUUAUAUUGUAUUUUAUGUGUGUUCAACACAUAUUUACCUGGAGGGCUUUUCCCAGAAGAUAUAAGUGAGUCUGUGACUUUGUAUGUGAGUCUGUGAGUUGCCUGUGAUUGUGUCAAUGACACGUAUUUCCCUGGAAGUGUAUUCCCAGAAGUAUAUGUGUAUGUAAGCCGGUGACUGUGUGUUUAAGUACGUAUUUGCCUGGAGGUGUAUUCCCAGAAGUACAUGUAUAGUGCCAUUUCGUGACGUGGACGAGCCGACGAGUUCCCUCGAAGACGACGAGGACGUUUGGUGCCAUCCUGACGAGGAUUCCAGUCGAUGUCUAUGUGAGUAGUAUUGUAUAUUAUCUUUGCUAUCGGUUGGGAUAAUUGUAUUAAAACCCACGAAUAGCUAACCGGGUGAAAACACUACAAUGGUAGUACGGGUGGGGUUUGUGUAAUUGUGUUUUAAAGGGAUCUUUUCACGCUUUGGUAAAUUGACAAAAUUGAAAAAAGUUGUUUCAGAUUCGCAAAUUUUCGUUUUAGUUAUGAUAUUUGUGAGGAAACAGUAAUACUGAACAUUUACCAUGGUCUAAUAGAGCCAUUAUAUGCAUCUUUUGACGAUUUUAAAACCUAAAAAUUAUAACGCGUUGCAACGCGAAACGAUUGAAUAAUUUGGAGAGUUCUGUUUUUGUCGUUAAAUUUUGUGAAACUACGAAGAUUGCUUAUAUAACGUAUAAAAUACGUUCAGUAUGUGUACUCGGCGGAAUAGCUCAGUAGGCUAAAGCAUUUUUACUUCAGGACUCUGGCAGGAUUCCAGGGGUCACUGGUUCGAAACCUGGUCCGGGCAAUGUUCUUUUCCUUUUUUUAAUUUUAUUCUUGAUUUUUUUACUGGAGCUUUUACGAUCCAAUGUUUACAUUUAUCGAUAUAAAGCAUUUAAUGAAUAAGUUAAAAAAUGCCAAAAUCUGUGAAAAGGCCCCUUUAACGGUUAGGCUAGUUCUAUAUAUAACUUUGUUGCAAAUAAAUCGGCAUCGUGAAAUUUAGUUUGGACCGUCGCAUCAAAUUUAAUUUAAAGUUCUGUGUUCGUUUUAAAACGUUAUUUCUAUAAUUUAACAGUUGCACGCAUUUUUCGUCUAUUUUUAGUCGUGUGUAAAAACAGACGGCAUCAUUUUUCUUCAUUGUUCGCAUUCGCCGGCCGGGUUAUCAGUCGGCGAAAUAUUUGUUAAAAAACGUGAUUGUCCAAUGCUGUUUGUAACAGGUUCAUUGCUUGUGUAAUCAACGGACGGACACGUGUUUUUUAUUGGCAAUUUUUCCCGUUAUUAGUUGGCGCGAAUUCUGUGCGCAGCAGUUCAUAAUAAACGUGUUUGGUUGACUGCUUUGUAUCAGUAAAGUCCGAGGAAAUAGAAGUUUACGGGCACGAGUUUUGUCUAUAUAUAAUUCUUUUUAGAGCAGUGUUAUUGCGAAUGUAAACUGGGUCCCGGGAAAUUGGUGCUUAACGUAAAGUUAAAGCGACGUGUUUUUUAUUUGCAGUUUUUGAUUAAUUAUUUAUAGGAACAACAGCGGUAGCGAUUUUAUUUAUCGUUUAUUAGUGAGCAAUUUUAUGUUAAUUGUCGUCCAGUUCUACGCUGAUUGGAAUUUUAUUUUUCCGAAGUAUUUUUUAAUUUUAAAUAAAUAAAUUGGCAAUGAUGAGUUGCGUGGGCAGCAAGAGUCGCUCACCGGGGCCACAAUUAAUACGAGUAAAUGUUGACCCUCCCAAUGUAUUGACAUCUAUUCCGGAGGUGGGGCCAAAAUUGGCUAAGGUCAUUGUGCAGUUUAGGGAGAUUGCGGGGAACCUGUCCCCAGACUCGUUGGGAGUGAUUAUUCGGCGGCCUCUGGAUCGAGAGGAUAUGCGGUUGUUGGACUUCCGUCCUUACCUAAUGUUGUUGGCUGAGGCCUUUGGGGAAGGGGAUGAAACCCAUGAUGAGGGGAUGGGGCGGUUGUUAUUAGGUGGAUCAGUUGACUCACACGAAAGGUGGGGGGUAGGUAUGCCUGUCCAAAAGGAGGGGCCCUAUGCUCAGGAUCGGGUAAAGGCCGAGCUUGCUUCCCAGAUAUCCGACUUGGAGGCGGAUAUCACGGCUUGCUGGGAAGAGCUUCAGGUUAGAAUGAGGGAACCAUUGCCCCUUUUUACAAAACCCCAGGUACCGAUAAACCAGCCUAUCAUAUACAAUCAGCCUGCUACGUUGGCGUCUAUUAACCAACAUAGCAUGUACAAUCAGCCUGCUAACCUGGCGCCCGUUAACCAACUUAGCAUACCAAAUCAGUCUGCUAUGUUGGUACCAAUCAACCAACUGGUAAUACCUAAUCAGCCGGCUACGCAGACGCUCAUCAACCCGCCUGUAAUACCGAGCCUUCCUGUUGCACUCCUGCAUGCAACUACACAAAACCCUGCUACUCCGAGUAAUCGGGAUGUGAUUACCCGGAUACCUAAAAACUUGCAGUUUGACGGUCGUAGCAAUUGGCCAGUAUUCCGGGGCAAGUUUGAGCGCUAUGCCAAAUUGCACAAAUGGUCAGAUGAUGAGCGCACCGAUGGGUUGGUUUGGUGUUUGGCGGGAAAAGCGUCAGAUUUCUAUGCAGUAAUAACUGAAGGCAGGGAAACUGUCCCUUAUAAGGAGUUACUGCAUCGUCUUGAAGAGCGUUUCGACGCCAAAGAGCUCCCUGCUACUGCGCAAGGGCGUUUCCAGGCGAUUUCUCAGGCGGUAGGAGAAUCAUUGGAUGAGUGGUCAGAUCGCGUACUUACGCUAGCCACUAAGGCAUUCCGAUAUCUGCCCCAAACAUACGCCACCGAGCAGGCAGUGGCAAAGUUUUGCUAUGGGCUACAUGACAGAGAAGCAGGCCUGCAGGUGAGCAUGCAGCAACCAAAGUCGAUAGGAGAGGCAAUUGAAAAAAAUAGAAUGUUCCAUCACAUUCAAUUUGCAUGUGCCCCUACCCAAAUGGAUGAGCAGGAGGACUUGAGAUGGGUUCACGCGGUUGGCGAGGAACCAAUUCCAGAGGUGGUGAGUGGGUCGGCGCUCGACAAGUUGAGCCAGGUGGUUGGUCAAUUGCAGGGUGCCGUGGAACUGUUGUCCAGCCCUUGUGGGACCCCGGAUGCUGUUCGCUGCGUCGAACGACCGGUUCCGUUGUUCCGUCCCGACGUUGACGAAGGAUGCUAUGGCGAGUGUGCGGCUGAGGAUCCCUAUCAAGAAGGCACCUGGAGCCGCGGCGGUCCACGUGGGCAUCGGAACCAACAUGCCUACGAAAGGGGAUCCGGCUCAAAUGCUUACCAUGGGAGCCCCGGGAACUGGCGAAACAACGGGUAUCGUAGUGGAUACCAACAUUCAAAUUUCCGCCAUGAGGGAUCCAAGCGAGGAAGAUAUGGGUCUAAUUCGGGCGAAUAUCCUGGUAUGACGCGGCGGGGCAUAUCUUGCUUUAAGUGUGGUGGAUUGGGACAUUUCCAGCGGAAUUGUCUUGAAAAUACCAUGUCCUUGGCCAACCAUGAGGAGAAAGCGCCCGUAGUGGUAGCGGAUGAGCAGUCGGGUCAACCGAAAGUGGUUCAUGAAAACCAGCUAGGUUCGGUGUCCCAGUUCUGCAUGAAGGUGCAGGUGGGAGAUAUCGUGGUUGACGCAGUGGUUGAUUCGGCAGCAGAGGUCAGUAUUAUCUCUGAUCGGAUCUAUGAGGCCAUGAAGCAGCCACCUCCCAAGCUGGGUGAUGUCAAGUUGUUGAUGACAGGAAGGGACUACUCCAUGCCGAGUUUUGUCGAAGGCCCAGUUGAAUUUAAGAUUGGCAACUGCUGGUAUCGGGAGCAUUUGCAUGUAGCUCCGACAGAUGUCGAUAUGCUUCUUGGGUUCGACAUUUUGGUAAAUCCAGGCAGAGCCAUCAUUAAUAUGGCAGAGGCCACCAUUAUUUUUGAUGGACAGGUUUUGAACCUCGAGAGGGGAGUCCCACAGCAUGCCAAGGACGUGCACGAUGCAGUUCCCUUGGUGCAGCCAAAUGUCGUCCGUGAUCCAGGGAUGGUCAUUGGCAAUAUCACUAAAGGAGACCAUGGGGAUCCUGUGUGCGUGGAUGCAUUUCGCGUACAACGGGUGUACGGGGAGUCUGCGGAAGCAGCCAGCCGAGAGGCGGCAGAAGUUGCCCAGGGAGGGGAAAUUGGCCAGGCAGCGCGAGAGAUGGCCAGGUCGGCCACUGGAGAUGGGGCCAAACCGAUCGCCGGACAUGUGGAUCCGGCUGAUGUCGCUGCAGCGGACCGCCGGAAGUGUGCGACCGGAUACGGAGUCGCCGCGGGUGACCACCGAGGGGGUGGCGCAUCCGGAUACCGAGUUGCCCCGGACAAAAGAAGGGAGGAUGAAUUUCGAAGGCCUGUUAGGCGUGGCUUAAGAGGAUGGCGACCCUCUAGUUCUCGCCGCUGGGAGCGGUCCCAGCGUUGGAAAUUAGGUUGGCGACCACCAGAGCGUCUUACUUCCAAAAUCUGUACCGCCUAAAAUUGUAAAUGGCGAGGUUAAUUGUUAGUAAGACUAAGAAAACAAUUAAAAAUACAAUAUUCCCCCAAUUAAAACAAUUACAGUAACGUUGCAGUCACAUUAUACUAAACAGCGGUAUGGUCACCUAUUUUUGUGAUCCUUUUAACUACUCUGAUGUUUUGUUACUGGAAACUCUAUCCUAUUCGCGGUUUUGUUAAUGUAUUACGUUGUACGCAGAAGACCAAAAGUAAGAUUUCUAUUAAACAUUUGGAGUAAGUUGAUUAGAUUGUUUUGAAUAGAUAUAUGUCCUAUUGUCUCAGUUUAAGACCAGGCUUUUAUCGCAAUAUUGUUGGAAUUAUAAAAUUGAAAUUUAUCUAAGCAGUGCUCUGCGAAAAGGGGGUUUAAUGCAUAAACAUAAGGUGUCGUCCCAAAUUAUCUUGUUCUGUCCGCGCUUAACUUCCUGUAAUUUUUGUAUUACCGCGCUAAGAAUUGCUUUGCACAGUCACGGAUGUGUUUGAUUAUUUCCCGUGAAGUCUGGUUUUUUCUCUUAUGGUCAGGUGUGACAUUGUCGCACGACCACUGUCACACUCCAUACUGUUUGUGUUUUUUUUUAUUGGCCGGAAGUGGUAUUUCCCGGAAUUCUUCUUGUAAACAAUAUUUGCCUGUCUUUUUAAAGUUUUAUGUGACGGCAACGGUCUAGUUUCGUCGCUUUGAUUUUUUGAAUGGCUGGAGAUGUUUUCCGGUGCAUGUACACUUUUAAUUUGUUUUUAUUUUUGUAAAGUAUAUUAUUUCUCAGUGGGAUCUUCACAUUCUAAUACAUAAGGGAAUGUACUUGUUGGACGAAAGCCAACAAUAAUGUUUUUUCUUGAUUAAGUAAUUGUCAGACGAUAGCCGACAAGAAUGUUUUUUUUUAUUUACUAAUUUGAUGGAAUUUUAAAUAUGCAAGAAACAUAUUGGUCACUAACCGCUAGAAUGCAGCGGUCUGUAUGUACCCCGCUGGGCAAAGGCACUCCUGUGCCUGCGGGAAGGGGGAAAUCAUAGUCCCAUUUGAGUGUCUGUCUUUUCUGCCUUGGGUGCGACUGUACGAUUACCAUGGGGGCGGCGGCCCAAGAGGAGAAAAGUGGGAGGAGUGUAGUGGGUACAAUAGUUUUUGUUUUAUUUUAGUUGUAUUUCCCUCCAGAUAAUGUCAAUAAAAUGAAUUUGUAACAUUAAAAGCACUUAUAGGUAUUAUACUUGGACAAAAAUAAGAUUAUUUUUAUUCUUAUACUUUUAACCUUUUGCCACUUAGAUAUGUAUAAUAACGCAUUUGUAGUCCCUUUGUUAAAAUUCUUGUGAUUGUAUAAUAUAACCAAGAUGAUUUUUAUUGUAGAUUAUGCAUUUCCAUGUGGGGGUGAGGGCCUUAUCAUGUGUGCUGCAAAGCGGAUGUAUUUGUCGCAUUUAUGUUAUUUGUUAAAAUUUGUGAAAAUAGGUUGUAAGGUGGGUGCUCCUGUCCAUUCAUUGUGUAGACAAGAAAAGGACAGGAGUUACAGGACCUUGUUUUGAAAAAGAAGGCGAAUUUUUUGGCAGAUUUGUUUUUACACAAUUUUAGGCUUAUAUGCAUCAUCAAAUUAAAAGCAGUCACAGUGACUAUUGAUUUCAUUUAAUUAUGGCUUUAUGGUUAAAGCGUAUAGUUUCAUAGUUGUGCAAAUUAGCAAUUCACUGAAACUGUUUUCGUUUAUCAUGUCUUUGCAUUUUGUAAGCAAGCCUAUUUGCACUAAGGCAUAACCAAUUGUGGGUUACUGUGGGUUAUUAUUCUAAGAUUAUUAAAAGGAAGUAUCUGACAUUUAAUGGAGAUGAAUUAAUUUUAGUUGUGGUAUAUUGCAGACGUUGCGCAGAAAGAGAGGUCGGACGAAAGCUGGCCGGCAUGCAGACCUAACAUUGAGGUGUUAGGUCAAGGUGCUUACGCGAGGGGCACUAUUACUUCAUCGGUAUAUAGCGCCGGUACGAUUCCUUCGCUGUGUGGCGUCGUCCCAAAAGGAGAAAAGUGGGAGGAGUGUUGUGCCGGUGCCCAGCCUAUAAAACGCGCACAUACCUCGUGACUGGGAACCAGCGACAAAUCGAUAUAGUGCAUGCUGGGCAGCACGAGUUUGUACGGUCUCUUGUGCACCGGACGUUGAGUACGUAUUUGCCUGGAGGUGUAUUCCCAGAAGUACAUGUAUAGUGCCAUUUCGUGACGUGGACGAGCCGACGAGUUCCCUCGAAGACGACGAGGACAUUUAGGGCCAUCCUGACGAGGAUUCCAGUCGAUGUCUAUCAGCAGAGAUGAUGUCCCGAAAGUGGCCAACUACGUUGAAGUCACCGUACCUCAGUACCUCCCAGAUGACUUUACCUUUUUUUGCAUGACAAGGGGUACUUUUGAAGGAGUCCUGGAGAGAAUUUCAAAUGAUGAUCAGCUUCAUAGAAGGAUUGCAACUGGGGGUUGUGAACAAGUUCCAUUGGAUAAGGACUUACUAAUGACGCUUUGGUAUUUGGGUAAUUUAGAGACAGUCAGGUCUAUUGCAGACCGUUUUAACGUAUCAAAGUCAACUUUCUUAGACCAUAACCGAAGAAUGCUGAUAGUUUUAUGUGACAGUUUUCUUAAGACAGUUAUAUGUUGGCCAUCAAACAAUGACAAGCAGACUGUGAUUGAUGAAUUUCAAAAUAAGAAAGGCUUCCCUGGAGUCUUGGGGGGCAAUAGAUGGGACGCACAUAAAAAUUUCGGCACCAAGGAAAAGGUCUCCAGACUACUUCAAUAGAAAAGGACACUAUUCAAUAAUCUUGCAAGCUGUUUGUCAAAAAGACAGGCGUUUCACAAAUGUGUAUUGAGGGUGGUCUGGAAAGGUGCAUGAUGCACGCGUUUUCCGUAACUGGCGUUUAUAUGCUGCACUUCCCGGGUUUACUGGAAUGAAUCACAUAAUAGGAGAUGAAGCUUAUCCGAUUUCUAGAUAAUUGAUGACACCAUUUUGCGAUAAUGGUCACCUUUCAAGGGAACAGUUGAACUUCAACUAAGUCUUUCUGGCACCCGUGUCCUCAUAGAAAACAGCUUUGGCAUGUUAAAGAGUAGAUUUUGCAGACUUAUGUUUAUUGAUAUGGUGGAUGUAGAGUUCAUUGUCAAAACAGUCAUUGCAAAUUGCGUGCUGCAUAAUUUAUGCAUUUUAAAUGAAGAUGAAAUUGACAUUCUUUUUGAAAAUGACGAGUAUAACUUUUCAUUAUUUGUACCUCAAAAUAAUGUCGAAGGCGUUAUGAAAAGAACAAUUAUAACCAGGCAGUUAACGAUAAAAUCAAUUAAUAAGCUUUCGGUUUCUGUUCUACCUGUUGAGACAAUUUAGUUUGGUUAACUUUUUAUAUUAAAAGUAAUGAAACAUACUAAUACAAAUUUUCAUUGACCAUUAUUUUUGAAAGUGUUUGGUUUUCACUAAUACUGCUCAGUAGUUAUUGUCCCCUACCGGUUUCACCAGAGGGGACUUAUGGUUUGCGCUCUGUGCGUCCGUAAGUCUGUCACACUUUUCUGGAUCCUGCGAUAACUUUAUAAGUAAAGUUCUUCAUAUUUGUUCAUGAAACCGGAGGGGACUUAUGGUUUGCACUCCGUCUGUCAGUCUGUCUGUCAGUCUGUCUGUCAGUCCGUCACACUUUUCUGGAUCCUGCGAUUACUUUAAAAGUUCUUCAUAUUUUUUUCGAGAAACUUAAAACAUGGACAGAUGGCAAUAUGGAGAUUAUGCAUGUCAUUUCAUUUUGUUCCUAUGUCAAGAAUUCUGGUUGCUAUGGCAACAAAUAGACUAGAAAUACUGCUAAAAUUGGUGGAUCCUGCACACUUUUCUGGAUCCUGCGAUAACUUUAUGUUCUUCAUAUUUUUUCAUGAAACUUGAAACAUAGAUGGCAAUAUGGACAUUAUGCACGUCAUUUUAUUUUCUUGAUACAUCAAAAACUCUGGUCGCUAUGGCAACACAUAUAUAAAAAAUAUAUAUAUAUUUCUGACAAUGGUGGAGCCGGUAGGGGACAUAUAUUGCUUGGCAAUAGUCAUGUUAACAUUAUUUUGUAAUCAGACGGUUAGUUUUGAGUCCUGAUCAUGCAUUUAUGUUCAUAUUUUUUAAAUAAAAGUAAUAAAAAAUUAAAGUGUCCAUAUGUCUGUUAAAUGAUAAGGUAUUUGUUUAUCCAACAGAAUUGUUUUCACAUGUAUGCAAUUCUAUGUCCUUGAAAAUAUGUCUAUUGCUUUUAAAUUAAAUUUACUAAAAAGCUA
This is a messenger RNA of Dreissena polymorpha, 9219 nucleotides long. RefSeq lists its product as uncharacterized. The record is from RefSeq and is a predicted model, not a curated record. NCBI's taxonomy places the organism in Eukaryota, Metazoa, Mollusca, Bivalvia, Myida, Dreissenidae. The transcript is spliced from 3 exons. Bases 2175 to 4985 code for a protein of 936 amino acids. Gene Ontology annotation, molecular function: zinc ion binding; nucleic acid binding.